GCUGCUCAACAGGCUAUUCCCAACUCUCAACAGUUUAGUCGAUUCGGUCAGGCCGGUCCCCACGAGCUGUCGGCUACUCAGCAGAAGCCUCUGGACCCCUUCAACCAGGGAGCCACUCCCGCAUCUCAACCGCCGUUCGAUAACUUUGCGGCUCAGACAUCCCAGCCUCCCGCACAGCAGCCCGGUGCCGCUUUCAGCUCCGCGCCCAGCGACUACUCAGCCUAUUACACCGCAAACCAGCAGGACCGAAACCCGUACGCCUUCUACGGCCAGCACUUCGGUCAGCAGGGAGCGCAUGCCCAGCCGGAGGGCGUCCCCUCGCAGCAGAGGGGCUUUGGAGGCUACAACGCCUCUCAGAGCGAUAACCUCAGCCAGUAUCCCCAGAGCGGCACCGGCCACAACCAGCCCCGAUUCGGUGGCAGCAAUGACAACCAGAACAGCGGCCACUCCACCCCCAACCCCGUCACCCAGGCCCAGCAGCAACAGCCUCAGCAGCAGGGAGGCCCCGGCUCGCAGCCUCAGGCCCAUGGGCAAUACCCCGGAUACAACCACCCGUACUACAGCAACCCGUACUACCAUCAGUACUACUCGGGCUACGGCCAGGGAGGAUUCGGUCCGUACGGCAAGGGCGCCAUCUACGGCCAGCCCUACGGCGUCUCUCCCAACGCCCCGUAUGACCACACGUCGUCUCCUGGAACUUUUGGACCGUCGUCCCUCCACCGGGAGAGCCCUCUUGGCUCCGGUCUUGGCGACUACGGCCGCGCCGGCUCAGGCCAGGCUGCCAGCCAGCCCGGCCUGGGAGGAAGCAGCUUCGGCGGCAUGAACGACAGCUUCUCUCGCGGCGCCUCCUCCUUCCAGUCCCAGGGACAGUCCUUCAGCAGCCAGACGCAGCCCAGCGCCGGAUCUUCCGCUGACGACCUGAAGCCCUUCGGCGAGAGCAAGACCGCUUCCGGCCCCUCGCCCUCUCUGGGCGCGCCCCGGCCCGGCUCAGCCACCAACACUGCUCCCGGCGGACAGAGUGGCAGCCUGCCGCCUCCCCAGACGUCCCAGAUGGGCGGCGGCUAUGGUGGCUACCCUAGCCACCUCCAGGGCCACGGCCUCCACGGAAGCGGCGGCUACGGCAUGGGCGCCGGCGCCGGCGGCAACCAGCACAGCACCCCCUAUGGCUCGUACGGCCAGGGCGGGUUCGGCAGCGGAGGCUACUACAGCACCGGUCAGCAACAGCAGCAAGGCCAACAGCAGCAGCAACGCGGCGGCUGGGGCGGAAACUACCAUUAGUGGGGUAGAAACCGUGAAGGAAAACGACGAGGGCGAUA
Trichoderma citrinoviride is the source of this 1316-nucleotide messenger RNA. RefSeq lists its product as hypothetical. The annotation marks the transcript as partial. The record is from RefSeq and is a predicted model, not a curated record. Lineage: Eukaryota; Fungi; Ascomycota; Sordariomycetes; Hypocreales; Hypocreaceae. The transcript has a single exon.